Bombina bombina (fire-bellied toad) is the source of this 1685-nucleotide messenger RNA. RefSeq names its product heparan sulfate-glucosamine 3-sulfotransferase 6 (gene HS3ST6). Gene Ontology annotation, molecular function: [heparan sulfate]-glucosamine 3-sulfotransferase activity. NCBI's taxonomy places the organism in Eukaryota, Metazoa, Chordata, Amphibia, Anura, Bombinatoridae. The record is from RefSeq and is a predicted model, not a curated record. The transcript is spliced from 2 exons. The coding region runs from base 305 to 1591 and encodes 428 amino acids.
AGCCCAUGUGUAGAGAGCACUGUCAGCCUCUCUCUGCUGCCUGGGAUUCAUCUGACUGUCUGGCUGGCACCCUGUGGCUAAUCUGGUCCCAGACUGGGCACGAUGAGGAGUUUGCAAGACAGUGCACUAAUGAUGUUGGAGCUUUUUCCCUAGAUAUGCUGUUUGGUUACAGCAAUGAAUGGAUUUAUAAAGUCAGAGGCACAGGGUUACCUGAUUUGGAGCUGAUAUUGGAAUAGCCUUAGUAUUAGUGGGCAGCACGUUUUGCCAUGUCUGCCCCCUUCUGCCUCGGUCCCCAGCCCCACUCAUGGGAUGUGGCAUCCUAACAUCUCGGAUUGUGCCUGUACACUUGGGGGCACUGAGGGCUCAGCCCAAAGUCUCCCUGCUGCUGACUAUGAUCUUCCUCUGUACCCUUUUCCUUUACUGCCUGACCGGUUCUUGCUGUGAGUCCCAGACAGGGUUUGGGUCCAUAAUAGCUACAUUACCAGGGGGACCUGUACGCUCAGGCUCUGCAGUUUCUCUCAUAACUGGGAUAGUGGAUACUGUGCGCAAGGGUUCCGCGGAUACUCUCAUGCGCCAAGGUUCCGCAGAGACUCUCAGUGCCAGGACUAAAGACGCUGAGAAACCAGCGCAGGAUUAUCUGUUGUCUAGCUCCCUGGAUCUACAAGAAUCAUCUAGAGCGUUAAUUACUGAUACCCAGGAUAAACUGCCCUCUGAUAUCGCUGGAACUAUUGCAAAACCAUUUAAAGGCUCAAUGUUACCUAAUAGAACUGCAACAUCCACUGACCCAGCUCCAAUGCCAGUCCACAAUAGUUUUGGAAGUAAGAAGUUUCCCCAGGCUAUCAUUGUGGGUGUAAAAAAGGGGGGUACUAGAGCACUGUUGGAGUUUCUAAGGAUACACAAAGAUGUGAGGGCGCUUGGGGCUGAGCCCCACUUCUUUGACAGAUGCUAUGACAAGGGACUAGAGUGGUACAGGAACUUAAUGCCAAGGACAUUAGAAGGACAGAUUACCAUGGAGAAGACUCCAAGUUACUUUGUUACCACGGAGGUGCCAAAACGUAUUUACAACAUGUCAAGAGACACCAAGCUCAUUGUAGUUGUGAGAAACCCAGUAACCAGAGCGAUCUCUGACUAUACACAAACCUUAUCUAAAACCCCAUCGCUUCCUAGUUUCCAAGCACUAGCUUUUAAAAACAUCACCACAGGACCUAUAGAUACUUCCUGGAGUGCCAUCAGAAUUGGGAUCUAUGCUAAACAUCUGGAUAACUGGCUUCAGUAUUUCCCUCUCUCCAAAUUCCUUUUUGUCAGUGGAGAGAGACUGGUCAGUGACCCAGCUGGAGAAAUGGCCCGUGUUCAGGACUUUUUGGGACUCAAGAGGGUGAUAACAUAUAAACAUUUUUACUUUAAUAAAACCAAGGGCUUCCCUUGUUUAAAAAAGUCAGAAGGAAGCAGCAAACCCAGGUGCCUAGGCAAAUCCAAAGGCCGAACACAUCCUGACAUUGAUCAAAAUAUACUGGUGCGCCUUCAAGAAUUUUAUCGUCCGUUUAAUAUGAAAUUCUACCAGAUGACUGGGCAGAACUUUGGCUGGGAUUGAUAUGGUAUUUAAAAUUGUUGGAAUAGAUCAGAUGCCAAUAUUCUAUAUGGGAACCUAUCCAUUACUGUUCCUUCUUGAAACAAAAUGCUCUUUA